Messenger RNA from Rubroshorea leprosula, 1123 nucleotides. NCBI's taxonomy places the organism in Eukaryota, Viridiplantae, Streptophyta, Magnoliopsida, Malvales, Dipterocarpaceae. The record is from the annotation of a GenBank genome assembly.
ACAGGGUCCGACGUGCAGGGAUUACCUGAAGAGCAAGAAGAAGAAGGAAAGCAGACGAGUAGAGAAAGAGAUCUUGGAAGGGAAGGAGGAGUUCCAGUCGUCAACCGUUGCCAUUUUUUUUUCUCUUUUUCUUUUUGGUAAGCCUAUGUUUGGAUAAAAAUGAGUAAAAGAAAAGAAGGGGAGGGGAGAUUUCCUUACCCACUCUGCAAAAAAAUUUCUCUGAAGCUUGAGUUCCUUUGGUGUAUGCAAGUGCGUGAAGCGAUUAAGAUUUUCUCCUCCCCUCAGGAGACUGAUCUCCUUGGCAGGAGUGUUAAGAAGAUUAAAGGGGCUGAGUCUGUGCACUCCCUAGGCGAGGCCCCAAUGAUGGAGGCCAAUGUUCAACCGAGGGAGGCAAAUUCCUUCCCGGGGGAGGGUACUGUCAAUGUUACCAUGGUGGAUGUAGCUCACACCGGCAAUGGAGGGGAAACCCAGGAUGACACUAAUAUGUCAGAGGGUGAUGGUAACCAAGAAACCAGAGGACCCAUGUCCUACAAAGACAAACUUACAGGAUCGGAAAACCCUGUUGCAAUUUCCUUCUCUACUAUCCCUGCGUACAUGGACGAGGAUUCGGACGUGGAUGAUGAUCCAAAUGAUGAUUCCCAUGUUGUUCUUUUAUCCAAGGCGGAAAAACAGAGAAUUAGAGCUCCAUGGAUGAAUGCUUUAAUCGUUGAGGAGGAUCUCCAUCGAGUUAUCUUCGGCGGGCCAUGGUUUGUUGGACCCUAUUUCAUGACUUUGCGUAAGUGGGAACCUCCCUUUGUCCCUUCAAAGGCACUCCAAUCUUUCACAACUACAGUUUGGGCUCAAUUGCCAAAUCUAUUUGCGGAUUAUUAUGAUCCCUCCACUCUACAAAAGAUUGGCAAUAAGGUUGGAAAUCUCCUAUGAGUGGAUGCUCAUACAGCCCACCAUACAAGGGGUAAUAUGCUCGGGUUUGUGUCCAAAUUGAUCUAUCUAAACCGGUAGUGAAAUAUGUUCGAAUUGGCAGAUACAGACAAAAAGUAUUGUAUGAGGGAGUUAAUGCACUCUAUUUUUCUUGUGGAUGCAUUGGCCAUCGAAAUUCCCAGUGUACUAAAAAAUGUUCCUCACC